Messenger RNA from Schistosoma rodhaini, 412 nucleotides. NCBI's taxonomy places the organism in Eukaryota, Metazoa, Platyhelminthes, Trematoda, Strigeidida, Schistosomatidae. The record is from the annotation of a GenBank genome assembly.
UAUUAAUGCGAUGGGCAACUUCACAUAUUUCGGUUCAGGGUAUCACUGUUAAAGAAAGCGAACCAGAACGUCAGGAGACGCGGACAAAAGUAGACGAAAAUCGACGUUAUGUGAUUGAGGCAACAAUCGUGAGAGUCAUGAAAGCUCGUAAAACUUCAAGUCAUGGACAACUUGUUGUUGAAGUUAUCGAACAAUUAAAAUCGCGCUUUGUACCUACCCCCGUGAUGAUUAAACAACGUAUUGAAUCGCUUAUUGAACGAGAAUUUCUUGCUCGAUUAGAAGAUGAUCGUCGAGUUUAUAAGUACUUGGCCUAAUCUCAUCGUGUCAACCAAGUCUAAAUACAACUUGUAUCUUUCAAAUUCUAUCGUACCAUUCCUUGGGUCUACUCUCUACAGUAUGUCUUCCAAACUCC